CCGAGCGGCUCUGCUGAGCGAUGUUUUCGAAGUCUGGAACUGAUUUCGCCUCCUCCGCGCGCUCGACCUGUGGAUGUACUGGAUCUUUCCUUCGCCUCGCGCUUAGACGUGCGACGGUCGCGAGCCGCCUCCUACCUCGCGAGCGCCUCGCAGCCCGCGCUCCGAGCGCCGCCGGCAGAGCGAAGCCGUGAUCAGCACUGCGAGCGCGUGCAGCCGCGUGAGAUUAGCGACGGAGGAGCGCCGCGUCAGUUUCAGAAAGAAAGACAAAGUCAUUCGGGUUUUUUUUUUUUUAAGUAAAUGUGUGUGUGUGUAAAUAAUUUUUAAAAUUUUGGAUUUCAGUCACCGGACUGCCUCGCGUUUUUAUACAAUAUAUUUAUGUAUUUUUCUACCAGGAGUUGAGGAUCUCGAAGCUUGCCUCAAGGAGUAGUGAUUGGCUGCAAGCAAAGUUCACCCACACUGCACCUCCCCCUGCUCACCCGGAGGAGCCCGCAGCAGAAUGAGCAAAGCCUGGAGAUGUGUGCUGGCCAGCUGCCUGCUCACUGUGGUAGCAGCGGCGGUCCCCAACGGCAAUCCUUUUGCAAGUCAGCAGAGUCCCCCUGACCCAUGCUACGAUGACAACGGUGCUGCCCGCCGCUGCAUCCCCGAGUUCAUUAAUGCUGCUUUUGGAAAAGACGUGCAGGUAUCCAGCACCUGUGGCCGCCCACCGUCCCGCUCCUGCAGUAUUGUGGAGCGUGAGGAGCGGCCCACCGUUCGCACCUGCCAGAUCUGCGAUGCCUCAGACCCACGUCGGGCUCACCCCGCCUCCUACCUCACCGACCUCAACUCAGCCCACAACCUGACGUGCUGGCAGUCUGAAAACCUACACAUCUCCCCACACAAUGUCACACUCACACUCUCCCUGGGCAAGAAGUUUGAGAUCACCUAUGUGAGCCUUCAGUUCUGUUCCCCCAGACCCGAGUCCCUGGCCAUCUACAAGAGCAUGGACUACGGCAAGAGCUGGAUCCCAUACCAGUUCUACUCAUCCCAGUGCCGGCGCAUGUACAACCGGCCCAACAAGGCAGUUAUAACCAAGCAGAAUGAGCAAGAGGCGCUCUGCACAGAUGGCCACACUGACUUGUAUCCCCUCUCAGGGGGCCUCAUUGCAUUCAGCACGCUGGACGGGCGACCCUCAGGGAAAGAUUUCGACAACAGCCCUGUUCUCCAGGACUGGGUGACGGUCACCGAUAUCCGUGUGGUCUUCAGUAGACCACAGCUGCCCCGCGAACUGGGCGUCGGGGGCCGCGAGGAAGACCCUGUGGGCCAGUCCACACCAAUGCCAGCGUACUUCUAUGCCGUGGGGGACUUUCAGGUGGGCGGACGCUGCAAGUGCAACGGUCACGCCUCGCGCUGCUUGAAGGACAAGGAGGGUAAGCUGGUGUGCGAUUGCAAGCACAACACAGAGGGACCAGAGUGCGACCGUUGCAAGCCCUUCCACUAUGACCGGCCCUGGCAGAGAGCCACAGCGCGUGAGGCCAACGAGUGCCUGCCAUGUAACUGCAACCUGCAUGCGCGCCGCUGCCGCUUCAACAUGGAGUUGUACAAGCUAUCUGGCAGGAAGAGCGGCGGCGUAUGUAUGAACUGCCGCCACAACACCGCUGGCCGCCACUGUCACUACUGCAAGGAGGGCUUCUACCGGGACAUGGCGAGACCCAUCUCCCACCGCAAAGCCUGCAAAGCUUGUGACUGCCACCCGGUGGGGGCUGCAGGGAAGACAUGCAACCAGACCACCGGUCAAUGUCCCUGCAAGGACGGGGUGACAGGCAUCACUUGCAACCGCUGCGCCAAGGGCUACCAGCAGAGCCGCUCCCCAGUGGCCCCCUGCAUCAAGAUUCCAGUGGUGAACCCCACUGCUGCCGUGAGCAGCACAGAGGAACCUGCAGAUUGUGAGUCCUACUGCAAACCAGUGAAGGGUAAUCUGAAGAUCAAUAUGAAGAAGUACUGCAAGAAGGACUAUGCCGUGCAGGUGAAUGUGUUGGACAUGGAGACCAUCGGGGACUGGGCCAAGUUCUCUGUCACUGUGGUGUCUGUGUACAAGAGCCGUGGAGAGCCACUGAAGCGCGGAGACAACUUCCUGUGGAUCCACAUGAAGGAUCUGGCCUGCAAGUGCCCCAAGAUCCAGAUGAGCAAGCGCUUUCUGGUGAUGGGCACCAAUGACAGUGGGCCAGAGCGUGCGGGUCUGCUGGCCGACAAGAACAGCCUGGUCAUCCAGUGGAGGGACGUUUGGACACGGAGGCUGCGGAAGUUCCAGCGCAAGGAGAAGAAAGGAAAGUGCAGCAAGGCAUGAUGGGAAAGCACCAUUUCCUAGCUCCUGGCGGCUUGCAGGACGGGACAUGCCUAAGAGUGCCGCAUAUACAAAAACUGCCGCACAUACAAAAACUGCAUGUAUCUUGCCUCUUUCAUGGACCGCUUUGUGUAUAUUGUAUUAUUGUUUUU
Molecule: messenger RNA, 2472 nt
Organism: Scleropages formosus (Asian bonytongue)
Lineage: Eukaryota; Metazoa; Chordata; Actinopteri; Osteoglossiformes; Osteoglossidae
Gene: ntn2
Product: netrin 2
Exons: 7
Coding region: 497-2323 (608 amino acids)
Biological process (GO): animal organ morphogenesis; dendrite development; tissue development
Cellular component (GO): basement membrane
Molecular function (GO): protein binding
Source: RefSeq, a predicted model, not a curated record